Molecule: messenger RNA, 1025 nt
Organism: Arabidopsis arenosa
Lineage: Eukaryota; Viridiplantae; Streptophyta; Magnoliopsida; Brassicales; Brassicaceae
Source: the annotation of a GenBank genome assembly
GCAUUCAAUUUCAAAUCUAAAACAUGGCGUCAGAGAAGAGCAAGAUUCUGGUGAUCGGCGGAACUGGUCACAUCGGAAAACUCAUUAUAGAAGCGAGCGUGAAAGCCGGACACUCCACACUGGCUCUGGUUAGAGAAGCCUCUCUCUCGGAUCCCAACAAGGGCAAAACCGUCCAGAAUUUUAAAGAUCUCGGCGUCACAAUACUCCAUGGGGAUUUGAACGAUCACGAGAGCUUAGUGAAGGCCAUUAAACAAGCCGAUGUGGUUAUAUCAACCGUUGGGAGCAUGCAAAUCUUUGAUCAAACCAAGAUCAUUUCAGCUAUUAAAGAAGCCGGUAACGUGAAGAGAUUCUUUCCGUCUGAGUUUGGGAUGGAUGUGGACAGGACUAGUCCGGUUGAGCCGGCGAAAUCGACUUUUGCAGGGAAACUACAGAUCAGGAGAACCGUUGAAGCCGAGGGAAUACCAUACACUUACCUUGUUACCAAUUACUUUGCCGGUUACUACUUGCCCACAUUGGUUCAGUUAGAGCCUGGUCUCACUUCUCCUCCUAAAGAUAAAGUCAAAAUAUUUGGAGACGGAAAUGCCAAAGCUGUGAUCAACAAGGAGGAAGAUAUUGCUGCUUACACUAUCAAAACAGUGGAUGAUCCUAGGACUCUAAAUAAAACCCUCUACAUUAGUCCUCCUAACAACACUUUAUCAAUGAAUGAAAUAGUCACCUUGUGGGAGAAAAAGAUCGGCAAGUCUCUUGAGAAGAUAUACAUGUCAGAGGAACAAAUCUUUAAAAGCAUCCAAGAGUCUCCCGUUCCCUUCAACGUUCUUCUGUCGAUAAACCACGCGGUGUUUGUGAAAGGUGAUCAAACCAAUUUCACUAUAGAGCCUUCGUUCGGUUUUGAAGCCUCUGAGCUUUACCCUGAUAUCAAGUACACGAGUGUUGACGAGUAUCUCAGUUAUUUCGCUUUAGGAACUUCAUUAAACACCUAAACGACGCUAGUUUCAUGUUUGUAUCAAUAAAAAUGUAAUGGUGAA